AUGGUCAUAAAGGCUUGUAUCUUCGACAUCGGCGGAGUCUGCGUAAGCCCCCUCCCCUUCUCCUUUCCCCUCUCUUCCCAGCCCACGAAUACCGACAAAACCUCAGAUCGUCUCCCCCCUCCACGCCAUCGGCGCCUACGAGACCGAAAACUCCAUUCCAAGCGGCUACGUCUCCCACGCCAUCGUCGCCUCCUCCCCAUCGGGCUCCUGGGACAAACUCGAGCGGGGCGAGAUCCCGAUGGACAGCGCCUUCUACACCGGCUUCACCUCCGACCUAACGAACCCCGAGACCUGGAGCUCGUUCCUCCGCUCCCGCAACCUCCCCGAAGCGACAGCAACACCACCGCCGCGCAUAGACGGCGAAGUCCUCUUCUGGCAGAUGAUGACCGAGUCCCGCGUCCCCAAUCCGCCCGUCAUCGCCGCGAUACGCAGGCUGCGUGCGACGGGACGGUACAAGCUCGCAGCGCUCACGAACGACUACCGCUUCCCGCGUGACCACCCGUUCGCGGAUAAUUCCGGGUUGAGGGGGCUGUUCGACGUGUUCGUCUCGAGCAGUGAGUGCGGGAUGAGGAAACCCGAGAGGGGGAUUUACCGGCUCGUGCUUGAGCGGCUUGGUGUCGCUCCGGGGGAGGCGGUGUUUCUGGACGACCUGGGGCUGAAUUUGAAGGUUGCGAGGGAGCUGGGGAUCAUCACGAUUCGCGUGCCGCUCGAGGAGUCAUGGAGGGCUGUUAGGGAACUGGAAGGGGUGCUCGGUGAAAGGUUGCUUGAUGAGGGGGAAGGGGCGGGCGGGGAGAAGGCGAAAUUGUAA
This is a messenger RNA of Tuber aestivum (summer truffle), 808 nucleotides long. NCBI's taxonomy places the organism in Eukaryota, Fungi, Ascomycota, Pezizomycetes, Pezizales, Tuberaceae. The record is from the annotation of a GenBank genome assembly.